Messenger RNA from Cladocopium goreaui, 1039 nucleotides. Lineage: Eukaryota; Dinophyceae; Suessiales; Symbiodiniaceae. The record is from the annotation of a GenBank genome assembly.
GUUCUACCCGUCUACCCUGAGCCAUGUGAAGUACUUCGUUGCCGUUUGCAGCUGCUAAAUUGAGCUCUUGAAAUGGAACUUACACAGGACGAGAAGGUGCUGCGAGGGCUGCUCCAGUUCUUUGUUUGCGCAGAUGCCCGACGAGUCCCAUCAGAGGCUCCUUUGAAUUUGAAAUACCGGGAUUUGAUCCUGACUGCAUUCGAGGCAGCCGUUGAAGAUGGUGCCAUUGUUGCACAUGAGACGAGUUUAAUCCCAGCAGUUCCGUCCAACAUCCCAAAUUUGGAAGAAACGCAUAUCUUUGCGCAUGAGAUGUGGUGCCAGCACUUCUCAUUGCCGUUGCACUGCCCAGGGAUGGAGGAUGCGGAUGGUGCGCCCAAGGAGAGCCAGGCGACUCCAGGUCCAAAGAGAUCUAGAUGGCAGUGGAAAAAAACAAGUCUUACAGACGGUUUCCUCCCGAUCCUCCUGGAGUACAGCGGAGUGAGGUGAAGAACCAACAAGCUCAGCUGUUGGAACAGUGCACCAAGACCUUGCAGGCCAUACUUGCAAAGCUUCAAAACACUGGGCUCACAUGCGAACAGCGAGACAAGUACCAAGCCAUGGCGCACCAGAUGCAUCAAAAAAUUGAAUCUAUCAAGCCUGCUAAAAAGAGAAAGAAAAAGAAAAGAGAACAGUUUGCUCCGGAGCACGACACCAAAGCAUGCUGGAAAGCAGGCAAAGGUGCCAGAAGAAAAGAAGGGAGAAAGAAAAACAAGCAAAGGCUGAGGCAUGUGUACUCCGGGAAAGUUUGGACAAGACAAAAAAGAAAGAUGGAUUUGAACCAUCCAGAUGAUGUCAACCAGCGUGCCUGAAAUCGUGAGAAAAGUGCUGCAGAAUUUCUUGAAGUGGUGCAGAUGCGUUCUGAAUCGUCCUGGUAAUUAUUCAAAGGCCUCAAGGCAACUGACUUGUCCAAAGGGAUGCAGUUGAUUACAGCUGCACCAGCAGCUGUGCCUUUAAAUUUAGCAAUCCCAGCGGUCACUGCUUGAAACAUCUUGAAACAAUA